CGCGGUCCAUACCACGCAUGCUGCGCUAUAUUCAAUACAUCCUGCAUGCAUAAUGAUGCAUUUUCGUUUCUGGCGCCGCUGAACUAACCCGGAAAUACUACAUGAAAAGUGAUUUUUAGUCGGUGUACAGUGCAAGUAUCCCUUGUAAAAAAAAGUAAUUUUUUGAAGUCCUGGUGAUAUUUAUACUUGGUGAAGAUUUCUUUGGAUACUGGAGCGUCUGGAGACGUGUUUGUUGGACAUAAAUUGAGAUAGUGUGUUGCCAUGGGCAACCUGUUGCUAAAGCUACGAGGUCCGCAGGAUGACGACCCUCAGAUCUUCAUUGACUUCGAAAAGGCGGAGCCCAAGGAAGACGAAGACGAAGUAUACUCCAUGGUGGAGGAUGUCUUAAGGGAGGCAGACGAGAUACUGAAGGACCUGCAGCAUUAUGGAGGGGCGGGGGAAUCCAUUAGAACGGCUAUUUGUAACCCCAGAAAUGAAGAUAUGCAGCAGAAGGCCUGGGCUGACGUCUGUCCUUUGGUAGCACGGCUCAAGAGAUACUUUGAGUACUCACAGAAAAUUGAGAAAGCUUUGAGGCCGUUACUGCAAGCGUUAUGUGCCGAUGUGGACAUGAAACCAGCUGAACACCUAGACAGGCACCAGGCUUUGGCUAAGCAGUUUGCCAGAAUCCUCCAUUUCACCCUCAAGUUUGACGACCUUAAGAUGACCAAUCCAUCAAUUCAGAAUGACUUCAGUUAUUACCGGAGGACGCUAAGUCGAAUCAAGAUGCAGGACUCGGACCAAGGCCAAAACCGCACCUAUGCCGUCAACAACGAGAUGGCAAACAGAAUGUCCUUGUUUCUGGCCGAAGCUUGCCCGAUGCUCAAAAUCCUGAGCGACUCGACCACUAAGUUUGUCACUGAGUGCAAGCAGGUUCCUGUUGAGAACACGACCGAUGUGCUGAGCACGAUGGUCUCCGUAUGCAAGCUCAUGAUAGCUAAGAGCGAGCACUACUGCAAAUUCCAAAACGAAGACACCGCUCUCUUCUGCAUGCGUAUCAUGGUCGGCCUCAUCAUUCUGUAUGAUCAUGUCCAUCCAGUAGGCGCCUUCGACAAGAAGUCAAGCAUAGACGUGAAAAGUUGCAUAAAAGUGCUAAAAGACCAGAGUCCGAAUGAGUUGGAGUCUUUGAUGAAUGCACUGAGGUACAACAGCAAACACUUCAACGACGAGACCACACCAUGCUCAACUAGGGCCCUGCUCACCUGAGUUAACCUUUGACACGACCCUUCCCCCGGUCAUAUCUUGCACACAAUCCUCCUGGCAGGACCUAUCUUUCUUGGAAAUCUUAAUGGCAGAACAGUGGUCCGGUUGUUUUGUUAGCCAGGUUACAUAGGAUCGGCCAAGAGAACGAUUUGUGCGUUUUGGUUCUGGGAACAUUUCUGUAGGUAAGAGAUGCAGACUUUUUUAAUUUCGAUUUAUUUAUAACCUUGAUACCAGUCAUCGCUGUAAUGACUGAUUACUGUUGGAAAUCUUUGAUCAAAAUUUGUGUAAUUGAUUUCAGUGAUUCCGUAGCUAAUUAGUUUCAUGUGAACCAGAAUUUGGUAAGGAACUUUCCCGCCUGUGAAAAAUGGUUUCCCAUACUGACAUGGAAAAUCUCUAAGGAUGUCUCAGGUGCUUGGAAUUGGCGAUGGGCUGCAGUGGGAACACGUCCCGUUUUGAAAACGUAAAGAAAGCUUGUCCUGCAGUGGGAACAUUUGCCUGGUUAAUGCAGGAUUAACCUGAAGGAAAUAUCGCUCAUUCCUACUGGAAAACAGUCAGGGUUCCACGAGGUGCCUUCUGUGGUACACCGACACUCCAAGCUUAGAGACUCUCCCUAAAUCCUUUGAUAUGUAACUUAUCUAAACCAACUGUUGCCCAUUAAUGCAUCGGUAUUUUUUUACGAGCCAAGGAACAAAAUAGUCUUACCUUUGUCUUGUUUUACGACUUCACUCGAGGCCGUCACAUAAUGGUGUACCAUACAUGUAUGAUCUUAAGAAUAUCAGCAUAUUGAUUAGGUAUGUAACGAUCUGGCAGCAUUCCAGCCAUGCUUGGGGUAAGUAGACUCUCAUGAGACUGUGUUAUUGUGGAUUGUUUCAGUUCCUCAUCCUUCACCUGUUGGAGAAUGGAGGACUGAAAGGCCAACGUUUUAGGUAGAAGUGGUGCUCUUUUUGGGGGGGGGCUGGUUGGCCUUGUUUUUUUCUGCGAUAUACUUUCUGGCAGGGAUCCUUUCUGAGGGAAAUAGUCAUUCAGGUGAAACACCUUUCAUGUUUUUCAAAUUAUUACACGUUGCAGUCUGUCAUUUAAUUAAACAGUAGUUCAAACCCAAUUUUGCGGGGCGCAUGUGGCCAAGUGGUUAGGGUUUGUGACUUCCAAUCAUAGGGUAGGAGGUUCGAAUCCAGCUGCUGGCAGUAUG
This is a messenger RNA of Acanthaster planci (crown-of-thorns starfish), 2428 nucleotides long. RefSeq names its product CYFIP-related Rac1 interactor B-like. NCBI's taxonomy places the organism in Eukaryota, Metazoa, Echinodermata, Asteroidea, Valvatida, Acanthasteridae. Gene Ontology annotation, molecular function: small GTPase binding. Gene Ontology annotation, biological process: regulation of actin filament polymerization. The record is from RefSeq and is a predicted model, not a curated record.